AUGAAUGAAAAGGCAAAAGAAACGGAGUUGCCAACAAACUUGGACCAAUUUACCGACCAAAACGGUACGACGUACCACCAAAAAGGUUUCGAAAAAUGGCUGAACAAACUAUUAUGUAGGGGUGAUUUGAUAGACGAAGGAUUUGAAGCCAAACCAGUUGGCUUUACUGAAUUGGUAUGAAAUAAUAAGUCAUUUUUAUAUUAUUAUAGUCUAUACUAGUUUACAUUUUAUAUUUAAAAAUUAUAAAAUAUAAAUGAAAUCUUCGCUUUAAGGUUACGUUAUGCUGUUUUAGUUUAAAUAUGCUUCUAAAUCAGACAAGCUACUAAUAUAUACUGGUAUUACGACAGCAAUAAUCUCUGGAUGUAUUCAAUCAUUGUCAGCCGUCACCUCAGGCAAAUUUGCUACAGCUAUGUUAGAUUUCGAUAGUAAUGUAAGUAAUCAUUAAUAAUAAUAUUACUAUUAAGAUCAUCCAAAAGAAUACCUUACUGAAUGAUUACAAUUAAAUAAAAGUUAAAUUUUUUAUACGAUUUUUUUGACAUUGCAUUUUACAGACAAUUGACAAAGAAACUCUAUGGGACAGAGGCUUUUUCAUGAUGAAACUGAACAUGGUUAUUGGUGUUGCUGUGAUGUUAACAUCGUUUGUUUCUAACUAUUGUUUGAAAUUGUCAGCUCGCAAUGUUACUGCACAUUUAAGGAGUAGGUUCAUAAAAUCUAUUUUGCGACAAGAUGCCGGUUGGUUCGACAAGCAAAAGUUUGGUGCUUUAAACGCACAACUAAAUGAGUAUGUUUGAAACCAAAAAAUCUUACAAUUUAUUUAGUUCUACGUUUUUAAUAUUAAAAUCAAAGUGCUCUGUAAAUUCCUUUAUUUAUUUUAGUUGCAUAACUCGUAUUCUUGAUGGAAUGGGAGACAAAAUUGGCCUUCUAAUUCGUUGUGUUUUCCAACUUUUGAUGGCGUUUGCAAUUUGUCUUUACAUUGACUACCGUGUUUCAUUAUCAAUGUUUCUGGCAGCACCGUUUUCUUGUUUUAUUAUGUCGUUUAUGGCACGAAUGGUGAGUUCUUCAACUCAGAAACAGCUUCCCCUUCUUGACCGAUCUGGAGCAAUUCUUCAAGAAACCUUGAUGAACGUUAAAACCGUACAGUCGUGCAAUGGACAAGCGCAAAUGCUAAGAAAGUAUGAAAAGUCAUUGAUUGCAGCCAAGUUUUAUGGGAUUAUGUGUGGUAUUUGGCAAGGACUUUUUGACGGUAUUUUCUUUUUGGUUCUGUACGUAUUUUUUGCUGUCGGUUUGGUUUACGGUGGUUAUUUGUAUUUCAACGAUCAAAUUGAAUCAGGAGAUGUGUUCAUUAUAACCACGUUGUUGUUGAUGAGCAUCUACUUCUUGGGAUAUAUAAGCCCGCAUAUUAUGGCUAUAUUCAAGGCCCGUGUAUCGGCUGCGGUAAUUUACAAACAGAUAGAACGUGUAAGGACUUCUACAUUAUAUGAGGUCGAAUUUCUGUAGUUUUAAUUAUUAUGAAGUAACACUUCUGUUUAGAUACCUGAUAAUGAUUGUUACGAUGAAGAAGGUGAAGAAAUCGUAGAGUCAAAAGGACACAUUAAGUUUGAAAACGUUAAAUUUGCGUAUCCGACACGUAAAGGAAAAACAGUUUUAAAUGGAGUUUCUUGGGAAGCUUUACCUGCUGAAACCGUUGCACUAGUUGGACAUAGCGGUUGUGGUAAAAGUACUUCUGUAAGUUAAUAUUUUUUUAAUAUUUUUCUUCUUAAAGUUACAAAACGUUGAUUAUUGACAUAACUUAUUGUAGAUUUCUCUGUUAACUCGUCUUUAUGAUUACUCUGAAGGAAGAAUUACAAUUGAUGGAAAAGAUAUAAAAACAUUGAAAAUUUCUGCAUUGAGAAAAAUCAUCGGUGUAGUUCAACAGGAACCCACCUUGUUUAAUGCUAGUAUAUACGAAAACAUACAACUUGGAGACACAUCGAUAACAAUGGAUAAAGUUGAAACGGCGUGCAGAAUGGCAAAUGCUCACGAUUUUAUUCAAAACUUAGAAUUCGGCUACAAUACAAAAAUUGGAAGUGGAGAAAUUCAGUUAUCAGGUGGACAAAAACAGCGUAUUGCUAUUGCCCGGGCAAUCGUCAACAAUCCGCCAAUUUUAUUGUUGGAUGAAGCGACUAGUGCACUUGAUGCGGAAAGCGAAAUCUAUGUACAAAAGGCAUUAAAAACAGCGUGCAAGGGACGGACGACGAUUGUGAUUGCACAUAGGUUGUCAACGUUACGAGAUGUUCAAAAAAUUGUUGUAUAUAAUAAUGGUUUGGUUACUGAGAUCGGGUCUCAUAAGGAAUUAAGUGAACAAGAAAAUGGAUUAUACGCGCAGUUGGUAAAGGCACAAGAGUUUCAAAUUGUUCAAAAAGAUACUGAAAAAGAAGAAUCAAAGGUACCAACGAGGCAGGACACAUUGGGUGCAAGCUCGAUAAUGUUGAGGGGAAGUUUAAGAACUAGCGAGUUAAGCGGUAAGUUUUACAAGCCUCAAGAAUUUUUUUAUGACUUAGCUUUGGGUUGGUAGAUGCUUUGAGGAGAGCGGGAUAUAUUUAAAUUUAGAAGUUACUUAUAAAUUGUUAUAUAUUUAAACUGGAACUAAUUUUUUCAUAUUAGUAAUAGCACCAGAAGACGAAUAUACGGAUACAAAAACAACCUAUGGUCUGAAAGCGUUAUAUUCAAAUUGUCAAGGUGAAUAUACAAAACUAAUUAUUGGCGGCAUUUGUUGCUGUUUUCGAGGAAUAGAAAUUGUAAUGUACGUAGUUGGUUUGACAUUGUUGUUUGAUGUGUUCCGGAAUAAGUAUGUUACAUGGGAUGAUUAUGUUGGAGGUUUGCAACUUGUUGGAUGGUUCAACAUUAUUUUGGGAAUCUACACUUUGGUUAUGAUUUUUAGCAGUGUAUGUUAAAAUUGAAAACGUAUAACUUCAAUGGAAACACAUAUUUUAUAUAUAUACUACAAUAUUGUUUAUUAAUUUUACUAUACAAAGAUUUUUAGGUGGUUUUGCUAACUUGGACAGCUGAAAACGUUGUGGUAAAAUUCAAAGUCAAAGCUUUACAAAGCGUUCUAGGCCAAGGAGCUGCGUACUUUGACCGUCCUCAAACUUCAUCACCAAAACUUUUUCAACGGAUUACAAACGAUGGCUUGAAUGUACGAGCUGCUUUGGAUACACGACUAUAUCAUUUGUUAAACAAUUUGUUUUGCACUUUUGUUCAAUUUAUAUUAACAUUUGUUAUGUCUUGGUAUAUUGGCAUUGCGGGAAGUGUGGUAUAUGUGACAGUAUUGCUUGUUCUUGGCUAUAUGGCGCAUUUAAUACAGAAAGGAAUGUUGAAAGUGCAGAAAACUGACGACAGUGCUAAAGUUGCGGUUGAAAUCAUAGAAAACAGCCGUACAAUACAAUUAUUAACACGAGAAACGUACUUCGCAAAAAAAUACGAUCAGUGCUUAGAACGAAUUGAAGAGACUGAAAAAAAGGUACGUUUGAAAAGAACUAAAUAACUUCUAAGUAAAAUUUAAGUUUAUAAAAUUUUUUAUUAAAAAUUUACACUUAAAAGUUUUAGGUUUUGUUGGCCGAUUCCGUAGUGUUUUGUGUUACACAAUCUUGUAUGUACGUUAGUGAUGUAGCAUGUUAUACCACGGGUCUGAUGCUAAUUUAUUAUUACGGUAUGGACGUUACUAACAUUUACAUGUAAGUGAAAUUCUGAUCUUUUUUACUUUAUGCUUAAAACUAUAAACGUAAAACAUAAAACUUGCAAACAAUUUAAGGGCAUGUAACAUGAUGUCUUCAAUGUGUUGGUCAAUCCUUUUUGUGUCAUUAGCAUUAGUAGAAGCUCUACACGCUGUACCGGCUACAAAUUCGUUAUUUUCGAUAUUUAACGAAGCACCUUGCGUAGACGAUAACGAAACCUACGGUGACACCCCUUCAAUAGAUGGAAACGUCACUGUAGAAAAACUAUUCUUUUCGUAUCCAACGCGACCGGAUUUAAUUGUAACAAACGGGCUUAACGUCAAAGCUAAGGCAGGCGAGACAAUAGCUUUAGUUGGACCUAGUGGCGGUGGUAAAAGUACUAUUAUCAACAUUCUUCAACGCUUCUAUGAGCCAAAGUCCGGUCGUGUUGAUGUAGACGGUGUCAAAGUUUCUAGUUUUAAAUUAUCUUAUCUCAGGUCUCAAAUGGCGUUGGUUGGUCAAGAACCGGUACUUUUUUCCGGUUCUAUAUACGAAAAUGUUACAAUUGGAAUUAAAGAUAUUGACCAUGAAUGGGUGAUGGAAGCUUUUAGACUAGCAAAUGCUUCAAAAUUUAUUGAAUUUUUGCCGCAAGGUUACAAUACAGAAGUCGGCGAAAAAGGUGCGCAAUUGUCAGGAGGACAAAAACAAAGAGUUGCCAUCGCACGAGCUUUAGUACGAAACCCAAAGAUAUUAUUGCUGGAUGAAGCGACUUCAGCUUUGGAUGCUGAAAGCGAACGAAAAGUACAAGCAGCACUAGACACGGCGGCAACAGGACGUACGUGUAUUACUAUAGCGCAUAGAUUAUCGUCGAUCCAGAAUGCUGACAAAAUUUACUUUAUCAGCAACGGCAGGGUUACCGAAGCCGGUACUCAUCAAGAAUUAAUGAACGAUGAUGGUGCCUAUGCUGGUAUGAUAAAAAAACAAGAUUUAAAAUCUACAAUGUAG
Molecule: messenger RNA, 4697 nt
Organism: Bursaphelenchus okinawaensis
Lineage: Eukaryota; Metazoa; Nematoda; Chromadorea; Rhabditida; Aphelenchoididae
Source: the annotation of a GenBank genome assembly